GAUUUUCCACUGAAAUACACAUAAAUAUAAUUUUCUUCAUUUCUUAUUCUCGUGUUGAUAAACUGGGCUCUUUUAUCGUGCAGAAUGUCAGCAACACAGAGAGUUCAGCAAUGGGCGACUUUUGCUCGCACCUGGCAUGUAUUUGACUGCACCUGGCAGAAUCCCUUUGAAUCAGCACAGCUGCUCCGGAAGUAUCUAUUGGGGCUUCACAAGCCCAUUUACCACCCAAUGAAUGAGAGUGGAGAUCAUGUAGUGGCGAUAAACACCAAGGAAAUCGCUCUUCCUGGUGAAGAAUGGAGAAAACGCGUAUACUUCCACCACACAGGCUAUCCGGGAGGGGCUUCCUGGACACUGGCGUGGGAGCUGCACGAGAAGGACCCCACAAUGAUCGUUAAGAAGGCAGUUUACACUGCAAUGCGAGGAAAUCUCCAGAGGCGACACACAAUGCAGAGACUGCAUCUCUUCAAGGAUGGCAACAUCCCUAAGGACAUCUUGGAGAACAUCUCGAAUCAGAUCCCGUCGCCCAGAAAGGUUCCGGAGCGCCUGGAUAAGAUGGAUCCGGAAACAGUGCGAACCUUCCCGAAAAUCAUGGAUUGGCCCAACAGUUACAUCCUGAAGUAGUGCUUCGUUGCUGAAUUUGUAGAAGAAUA
Phlebotomus argentipes is the source of this 650-nucleotide messenger RNA. It is a transcript of the gene mRpL13, whose product is annotated as large ribosomal subunit protein uL13m. The transcript has 4 exons. The coding region runs from base 85 to 621 and encodes 178 amino acids. Gene Ontology annotation, biological process: negative regulation of translation; translation. Gene Ontology annotation, cellular component: mitochondrial large ribosomal subunit; ribosome. Gene Ontology annotation, molecular function: structural constituent of ribosome; mRNA binding. NCBI's taxonomy places the organism in Eukaryota, Metazoa, Arthropoda, Insecta, Diptera, Psychodidae. The record is from RefSeq and is a predicted model, not a curated record.